AUGGGAAGGCGAAAGCUCCCCUUCACGAUGAUCGACAAGAAGAGCCGCCGGCAGAUAACCUUCUCCAAGCGCCGCAAGGGGCUGUACAGGAAGGCGUCCUACCUUUGCUCUCAAGGCUACGACAUGGCCAUCAUUGCCAUGUCUUCCGUCGGCAACGCCUUCGCCUUCGCAAACCCCGAUAUCGACACCGUCAUCCGCCGCUACGUACGCGAUGGGCAUCCCAUCGACUUUGGCAAAGAAGAAGAACAAGGAGGAGAGGUUGCAGCAGUAGUGCCAGUAGACAACCGGGCCACGACUUUGGGCGUUUUGCAUGGCAGCGGCCCAACGCUGGAUCUGGUUACGACGCCGAAAGCCGGCAAAGAAGCCGCGACGAGCAGCAGGAUGAUCGGGGAAGAAACGGUGACGAAGGCCAGCAUACUGGAAGACCAACGGUUCUGGUGGAACAAGUCGCUCGAUCAUCUCACGGUGGAGGAUCUGCGAGAGCUCGAGAAGGCGAUGGUGGAGCUGCGGAACAAGGCGCAAGAACGUGCAGAUCUUAUCUUGAGAUCGACGACGCUCAGCCUCGGGCGAUUAUAA
Molecule: messenger RNA, 576 nt
Organism: Musa acuminata AAA Group (dessert banana)
Lineage: Eukaryota; Viridiplantae; Streptophyta; Magnoliopsida; Zingiberales; Musaceae
Product: agamous-like MADS-box protein AGL29
Exons: 1
Coding region: 1-576 (191 amino acids)
Biological process (GO): regulation of transcription by RNA polymerase II
Molecular function (GO): DNA-binding transcription factor activity, RNA polymerase II-specific; RNA polymerase II cis-regulatory region sequence-specific DNA binding; protein dimerization activity
Source: RefSeq, a predicted model, not a curated record